This is a messenger RNA of Neltuma alba, 654 nucleotides long. Its product is annotated as 50S ribosomal protein L20. Gene Ontology annotation, biological process: translation. The record is from RefSeq and is a predicted model, not a curated record. Gene Ontology annotation, cellular component: ribosome. Bases 107 to 472 code for a protein of 121 amino acids. NCBI's taxonomy places the organism in Eukaryota, Viridiplantae, Streptophyta, Magnoliopsida, Fabales, Fabaceae. The transcript has 3 exons. Gene Ontology annotation, molecular function: structural constituent of ribosome; rRNA binding.
CCACAGUCCACACUUGUUGAGCUCGCCGUCGGACGCUGUCCGCCGUUGUCAGGCCUGCGUGGUUUUUUCCGGCUGGUAUUGAAGAAGAGCAGAUUAACACAAGAAAAUGAACAAGGAUAAAAUCUUCAAGCUAGCAAAGGGCUUCCGUGGAAGAGCCAAGAAUUGCAUAAGGAUAGCUAGGGAAAGGGUGGAGAAGGCCUUGCAAUAUUCCUACAGGGACCGCCGUAACAAAAAGAGGGACAUGCGCUCCCUUUGGAUCCAACGGAUUAAUGCUGGCACCCGCAUUCAUGGAGUUAACUAUGGGAACUUCAUGCACGGGCUGAUGAAGGAGAAUAUCCAACUUAACAGAAAGGUUUUAUCAGAGAUUUCCAUGCAUGAACCGUAUAGCUUUAAGGCCUUGGUUGAUAUUUCUCGAAAUGCUUUCCCAGGAAGCAAAAAUGUGGUCAUUCCUCCGAGAAAGGUGGCCGUUUAAAGCAUUUGCCAUUUAAGCAGUGGUUUAGUUUGUAACAGAAUCGUCAAGUAUCCUUAUCAAUAUACCCCCGUACUUAGUUACUAGGUGAUCUCCUCAUUUGCUGGAAUGUUAACAUUAUAUAGUUACGGCGCUGUUCCUUUUUUUUUCGGCCGUUAAUAAUUUUUGAUAGUUGAAUUAGCAGU